Messenger RNA from Rhagoletis zephyria (snowberry fruit fly), 1666 nucleotides. The record is from RefSeq and is a predicted model, not a curated record. NCBI's taxonomy places the organism in Eukaryota, Metazoa, Arthropoda, Insecta, Diptera, Tephritidae.
AUGGCUCGUCACCGUAAUAUCCGCGGCCUCAACUACGAAGAAGAGUACAACGAUGUCUACGAUGAGUACAGUCGCUCGGUGGAAGAGGAAUCUUGCAUCUCGCCGCGAACGGCACGUCAGUAUCUGUACGGCGACGAUGACGUCGUGAAGAGCCUGGAGAAGGUUGAGGAGGAGGAAGGUUACGGCGACAACAGGAACGACGACGAAGGUGACGAAGGCGAAGAGGACUCCACCGAUCCUUCGCUCAUUGACGCCAAAACAUACUCAUGUCUGGAGGCGAUUCAGGACGUCGUCGGCGAGACGAUUCCCGAGGAGGUCAUCAUCGCGACGAUCAAGAAGUGCAAGUACGACUCGGAGAAGGCGCUCGACGUGCUGCUCAACCGAUCCACCAGCCACAACACUACCACCACCAAGAAAAGCUCACAACCGCAACCAUCUCAGAAGGCCCAGCAAAUACCUCCUCCUCAAGAUAAAUCCAAAACAGCUGUCGCUAAAUCGGGUGCUGGUGCUCCGGUGCGAAACAACUCUAAAGGCGAUCUGACAAAGCUAAACAACACCGGUGAAUCAAAGUCAAGCGGCAGUAAAAAGUCGACCAGCAGCAGUGGCAACAGCCUCCUUGAGCCACCUCCUUCCUCCAAGCCAUCAAAUCUAACAGCGGAAACUAACCCCCCAAACAUUACCCCCACCUCUUCGGGCACCUCUUCACCCUACUCCACGCCCAAGCUAAUCUCCCGACAGAGUGGCCAGCACCUGAAGCAGAUGACGACGCCGAAGCCGGCGGCGGACAUUCUCGAGCUGUACGGGCGGAAACGGGUCGCCCCCGGCCAACGGCUGAACCUCAACCUGGUCAUCGUCGGCCACGUGGACGCCGGCAAGAGCACCAUCAUGGGCCACCUGCUGGCGCUGCUCGGCGAGGUGCCUAAGAAGACGUUGCACCGGAACGAGGUGGACGCGCGGAAGGCGGGCAAGGCGAGCUUCAGCUUCGCCUGGCUCCUCGAUGAGACCGAGGAGGAGCGCAGCCGUGGCAUCACCAUCGACGUCGGUCAGCAGCGCUUCACCACGGAGCGCCGCGCGGUGACCAUCCUCGACGCGCCCGGCCACCGCGACUUUAUCCCCAACAUGAUCGCCGGCGCGACGAAGGCCGACGUCGCCCUGCUGGUGAUUGACGCCACCAAGGGCGAGUUCGAGACCGGCUUCGAGGCGGGCGGACAGACGGCGGAGCACACCGUCCUCCUCCGCUCGCUUGGCGUCAGUCAGCUGGCGGUGGUAGUGAACAAGCUGGACAAUGUCGGCUUCAGCGAGGAGCGCUACCGGGAAAUUGUCGACCGCCUGAAGAAGUUUCUCAAGGCGGUCGGCUUCAAGACUGAUGGUGACAGUGCAGCGGUGCACUUUGUCCCUGUCAGUGGGCUGACGGGCGACAAUCUGGUGACGGCCUCGAAGGAGGCCGCUUUUGGGUGGUACAGUGGCGGGCCGACUCUGGUGCAGAUUAUCGAUGGCUUCACGCCACACGAGCGCCCGGUAACGAAGCCCUUUCGCCUGGCGGUGAAUGACCUCUUCAAGGGGCAGACGUCGGGCGUCUGCGUCGCCGGCAAGGUCGACUCGGGCUUUGUGGAGGUCGGCCAACGGCUGCUGAUUCGCCCCGCCAAUGAGCUGGUCACGGUGAAGA